AUGUAUACAGCAAAUGUAUACAGUAGAAUAGCAAAAUGAUUUAUUGGUGGAAAAAAUUUUUAUGGUGUUUCAUUGCAUGAUUUCUAUGUACCUGAACUUGAAACAGUGUCAGAAACAAAAGCUAAACUUGUUCAACGUCGCAGAGAUGUAACUAUACGUAUAAAAAGAAAUCAACAAGAUAUGACAAAUCCAGAUGUCAGCAAAUUUAUACCUAAAGAGCAAUAUCAUAGAAAAAAGAAGAACCCUGCUUUACCACUUACACAAGCCCGUCAAACUCAACAUUAUCCUGGGGAAAUAUUAUCCUCUAUUUAUGACGGUAUACCACAAAAUCUAGAUCCAAGACCAGUAUCUGAACUUAGUUUACCUUCAACUUCAUACAGUCAUCUAGAAAAUAAUUCUGUUCCAUUUGCAUCAUCACAAGCUCCUUAUCACCCAAAUGAAGCUAUAAUUAGAACACGUAAACACAAAGAAACUACAUUGAAAUCUGAGGGUACAAAAAACAAAAGAAAAAAUUACAAGGGGCAGUAUGUUAAUAAUAAUGUCAAAAUUAGAGUAGUUAGACCUCAACUUGGAGACACAAGUAGCAUAGUGAAAUGGGAUACAUCAAAUAAGAAUGUAGUUUCCAACCCAAAGAAGCUUCAGAGUAAUAUGACUAUUAAAUUAAUACCAAAGAGUGGUGAUGAUAGAAAAAGGAUUAUAAUAAAGGAUCCAAGUGUAUCACAAUUGGUAGAACCAAGUGAAGAUCUUCAAUGUUUAAUUAAAGAAGCAAAAUCUCAGGUACGAGCGGCUAUGCAGAUGAAUAUACUAGAGAAAAUCUUGGCAAGAGAAAGUGAUCUGUGUGGGAAAGUGAGUUCACCGAUGAGCGUUAGUAAAGACACAAGAGACAUCGACAUCGACAACAAUAAACGUCGAACGCCGAAAGAAGACGUCGAGAACGCCGAGACGUCUUUUGUUUUUUUCCACACUUUCCCCGCGGACCGCGCGACGUUUGGCGAAGAACGAUCAUUUGACAACGUGGAUUUCGUGCGAGUAUUCGAAAAGAUGCUAAAUAUUAAUCCUAUUAAUGUAAUAACUUUACUGUCUGCUGCGUUUGUUGAGUGGAACCAGGGACCCACAGCAAUUAAUAGCGCAGAAGAAAAUUUAAGGGAUGUAUUAUUCGAUUUAAUUGUAAGAAGUGUCGAAGUCACGGGAUUCCUGGUUGAACAUGAAACGUGUGUUGAAAUGGACGGGACGCCUAUCGAACAAGAAAUUCAGGAUGCUGAUUUGAACUGGUUAGAUGAAGAGGAGGAAAAUAGGACACCGAAUGUUCCAAACAUGUACGAAGAAAACGUUGUAUGUCAUUCGAAUAAGGAAUACAUCCCAUUCGAAUAUAAAAGGAAAGCUGUGGCGUACUGGAACAACGAUCUAUGUCAAUGA
Messenger RNA from Habropoda laboriosa, 1416 nucleotides. RefSeq lists its product as uncharacterized. The transcript has 6 exons. NCBI's taxonomy places the organism in Eukaryota, Metazoa, Arthropoda, Insecta, Hymenoptera, Apidae. Gene Ontology annotation, cellular component: nucleoplasm. The record is from RefSeq and is a predicted model, not a curated record.